AUGGAACCUGAAGUAAACAAUAAACUGGAACCUGGAGUAAACAGUAAACUAGAACCUGGAGUAAACAGUAAAUUGGAACCCGGAGUAACCCGUAAACUGGAAUCCGGAGUAAACAGUAAACUAAAACCUGGAGUAAACGGUAAAUUGGAACCCGGCGUAAACAAUAAACUUAAACCCAGAUUAAACAGUAAACUGGAACCUGGAGUAAACAAUAAACUGGAAUCCGGAGUAAUCAGUAAACUGGAACGAGAAGUAAACUGUAAACUGAAACCCGGAGUAAUCAGUGAACUGGAACCCGGAGUAAACACUAAACUGGAAUCCGGAGCAAUCAGAAAACUGGAACAUGGAGUACACAGUAAACUGGAACCCGGAGUAAAGAUUAAACUGGAAUGUGGAGUCAACAGUAAACUGGAACCCGGAGUAAACAGUAAACUGGAACCCGUAGUAAAAAGUAAACUCGAACCAGGAGUAAACAGUAAACUGGAACCCGUAGUAAAUAGUAAACUGGAACCAGGAGUAAACUGCAAACUGGAAUCCGGAGUAAUCAGAAAACUGGAACCCGGAGUAAACAGUAAACUGGAACCCGAAGUAAAUAGUAAACUGGAACCAGGAGUGAACUGCAAACUGGAACCCGGGGUAAUCAGUAAACUGGAACCCGGAGUAAAUAGUAAACUGGAACCAGGAUUAAACUACAAACUGGAACCCGGAGUAAUCAGUAAACUGGAACCAAGAGUAAACAAUAAACUGGAACCCGGAGUAAGCAGUAAACUGGAACCCGGAGUAAGCAGUAAACUGGAACCCGGAGUAAAUAGUAAACUGGAACCAGGAGUAAACUACAAUCUGGAACCCGGAGUAAUCAGUAAACUGGAACCCAGAGUAAACAAUAAGCUGGAACCCGGAGUAAGCAGUAAACUGGAACCCGGAGUAAGCAGUAAACUGGAACCCGGAGUAAGCAGUAAACUGGAACCCGGUGGAAGCAAUAAACAAUAA
Eurytemora carolleeae is the source of this 990-nucleotide messenger RNA. RefSeq names its product endo-1,4-beta-xylanase B-like. Lineage: Eukaryota; Metazoa; Arthropoda; Copepoda; Calanoida; Temoridae. The transcript has a single exon. The record is from RefSeq and is a predicted model, not a curated record. The coding region runs from base 1 to 990 and encodes 329 amino acids.